Messenger RNA from Apodemus sylvaticus (European woodmouse), 1778 nucleotides. RefSeq names its product chromogranin A (gene Chga). Gene Ontology annotation, biological process: negative regulation of insulin secretion; negative regulation of catecholamine secretion; defense response to bacterium. The transcript has 8 exons. Gene Ontology annotation, cellular component: chromaffin granule. Bases 111 to 1463 code for a protein of 450 amino acids. Lineage: Eukaryota; Metazoa; Chordata; Mammalia; Rodentia; Muridae. The record is from RefSeq and is a predicted model, not a curated record.
GCUGCCGCAGUGCUCCCGCUGGUGCAGAGCUCUGGUCGCCAGAUCACAGACCUACUCCCGCCAUCCUCCUGCAGCAGCUCGUCCACUCUUUCCGCACCGUCCGGCUCGCUAUGCGCUCCGCCGCGGUUCUGGCGCUUCUGCUGUGCGCCGGGCAAGUCUUUGCCCUUCCUGUGAACAGCCCCAUGACAAAAGGGGACACCAAGGUGAUGAAGUGUGUCCUGGAAGUCAUCUCCGACUCGCUGUCCAAACCCAGCCCCAUGCCUGUCAGCCCCGAGUGUCUGGAGACCCUCCAAGGAGAUGACAGGAUCCUCUCUAUCCUCCGACACCAGAAUUUGCUGAAGGAACUUCAAGACCUGGCUCUCCAAGGUGCCAAGGAGCGGGCCCAGCAGCCACCAAAGCAGCAGCAGCAGCAGCACAGCAGCUUUGAGGAUGAGCUCUCAGAAGUGCUUCAGAACCAGAGCCCUGAAGCCAAGCCUGGAGAGGCGGCAGCAGAAGCCCCCUCCAGGGACACUGUGGAGAAGAGGAAGGAUUCUGACCACGGGCAACAGGACGGCUUUGAGGGAACCACAGAGGGACCUGGGCCUCAGGCCUUUCCAGAGCCCAAGCAGGAGUCCCCUAUGACGGGAAACAGUCAGUCCCCUGAGGAGGACACAGCCACCAAUACCCAGUCACCAACCAGCCUCCCCAGCCAGGAGCAUGUGGACCCACAGGCCACGGGAGACAGCGAGAGAGGCCCGAGUGCCCAGCAGCAAGGCAGAAAAGCCACGCAAGAGGAAAAAGAGGAAGAGGAGGAGGAAGAGGAAGAAGAGGCGGUGGCUAGAGAGAAGGCUGGGUCCGAAGAAGUCCCCACUGCAGUAUCCAGUUCCCACUUCCCUGCUGGCUCCGAGGACAUCCAGAAAGAUGAUGGUCAGUCGGAGUCGCUGGCAGUGGAUGGAGGUGGAAAGACGGGGCCUUCUGAAGCUCUGCUGUCUGAAGGGAAGGGGAAGCCGGAGCACUCUCAGCAGGAGGAAGAUGGCGAAGAGGCGAUGGCAGGGACCCCCCAAGGUCUCUUCCCGGGUGGGAAGGGCCGGGAACAGGAACAUAAGCAGGAGGAAGAGGAGGAGGACGAGGAUCGUCUGUCCAGAGAAUGGGAGGCCAAGCGAUGGAGCAGGAUGGACCAGCUGGCCAAGGAGCUGAGAGCAGAGAAGCGGCUGGAGGAGGAGGAUGACCCCGACCGCUCCAUGAAGCUCUCCUUCCGGGCACGGGCCUUUGGCUUCAGGGACCCUGGGCCUCAGCUCCGCCGGGGCUGGAGGCCAUCUUCCAGAGAAGACAGUGUGGAGGCCCGAGGCGACUUUGAGGAAAAGAAGGAAGAGGAGGGCAGUGCCAACCGCAGAGCAGAGGACCAGGAGCUGGAGAGCCUCUCAGCCAUCGAGGCAGAGCUGGAGAAGGUAGCCCACCAGCUGCAGGCUUUGCGACGGGGAUGAGGCACAGGCUGGUGGGGCCAGCCAUGGCUUCAGGGCCUGACUGCUGCUCAGAUAGGGCUGCUUCCAGCCAUAGAGCCCAGGUUACCCCUUUUGCCCCUCACAUUCUCUUGUUCUCAGCCCCUGCCCUGGACACCUCUGCAGGGCAGCCCUGAAUGUCAACACAGAUUCCUUCUCUGAACACAGGCAGCUUUCUAGAAGUUUCUCUUCCACCUUCUUAUCCACGGGGCACGACUGCAAUAACUUCUGACCUUUGGGUGAAAAAGCUGAGAACUCCUGACUAUGAUAUUCCAGAUAAAAUUUAUUGAAGGAAGAAUA